CUAGAAUUCUCGCAUGUAAUCCAUAAGUUGUGGUAUACUACUAAUAAAUUUCAAUGGUGCACUAGGCCUAGGUACAUGACCAUCAUUCAAAUGCCAUACCACGUAUUUUGAUCACUUCCAUGACACGGUCUCGUGCCUUGCGCCCUCCCAUCGCUGAUAACUAUUAUUAGUGGAUCAAACCUUCAAGAACGUGUGGGCCAUACUUCGAAGCUUGCGCCGGUUAAGGGUAUUAAGCUCGUGCCAGAGACUUCUCCCUUCUCCCAUAUUUCUUGCACCUCCACUUUGCUCACAGUAAUUGACCACUCGCCGCGAUGAGUGAAGACCAUAGACCAGGUCCUCCUCCAGAAACCUGCAAUGCAACCGUUGGUGAAAGCUCGAGCCAACCCCGUAGUCGAGUCAAGCAAGCUAUUCAGAAAUUUGCGAAAGGCUUCAUCAAAAAACUUUCUAAAUGGUUCAAGCGUUCCCGCAACCCCACUUCUGCAGUCCAGAAUACCGACCUUCAAGGUGCUUCAUCGAAUCAAAAUAUCGAGGACAUGUCACAUCCGCAUCUCUCCGCCGACAAUAAUCAUCCAGCCUCAUCUGAAAAUCCUAGUGGAUGCGUCAACCAAGGCACAUCCGGAGAACCUACUUCGAAGGGUGCGGACAAGCUCUCUAGUAUAGAGGAAAUUCCUGGUUCAAAAUUAGUCGGUGAUGAACUUCAGCAUGCCCACCAGGCUGUAGAACAUAUGGAUACAGUCGGGGGACACGCGAAGUCUGUGGCAUCCGUCCCUAACAAAGCCCAAGCAGGUCUCGCUGCGAUGGAUAAUUUCCAGACCACUUACCUCCAACCCCUGAAGAUUUUCGACACUGUCAUUGGGACGCUUUCAAAUGUGCAUCCAUACGCAAAGAUGGCGUUGGGCAUACUUUCCGCUGCAGCUAAAAUAAUUCUUACUCAAGCGGAGCGCGACGAAUCGGUAGAUCGCCUUCUCCAGAAAAUAGAUGAAGUUUACAACUUCAUUACCCAAGACGAGAAUCUUUCCAAGGUUGAAUCGAUGCACGAUGUCAUCGGAAAGAUUGCUCAGCAGACUCUCGAGUGUGCCCGUUUCAUUAGGGAAUACUCGGAGACGAAGAACUUCUGUGAGUCAUCGGAACAUCGCAUUCGCACAUUAAUCUUACGCUUAUUAUGA
Molecule: messenger RNA, 1166 nt
Organism: Suillus bovinus
Lineage: Eukaryota; Fungi; Basidiomycota; Agaricomycetes; Boletales; Suillaceae
Exons: 7
Coding region: 312-1166 (284 amino acids)
Source: RefSeq, a predicted model, not a curated record